AUGACUAAAACUGAUUGUCCAGUGGAUCCUGACUCUGCUUCCUCUCUUGCAGUGCGUUACUUACUGAGGAACAGCGUGGAUCCCAAUCUCUGCAAUGAUGACGGCUUGACUGCAUUGCAUCAGUGCUGCAUAGAUAACUACGAAGAGAUCGCAAAGAUCCUCCUGAACCGCGGGGCCAACGUCAACGCGCAGGACAACGAGCUGUGGACCCCCCUCCACGCCGCGGCCACCUGCGGCCACGCCAGCCUGGUCGAGCUCCUCAUCCAGCAGGGCGCUGACCUGUUGGCGGUGAACUCGGAUGGCAACAUGCCUUAUGACCUGUGUGAGGAUGACCCCACCCUUGACAUCAUCGAGAUGGCCAUGGCCAAUCGAGGGAUCACUCAGGAAAUGAUCAACGAGGUGCGGGUGGCGGUGGAGAAGCGCAUGGUCUCAGACAUCCAGGAGCUGCUGCAGAGCCACCAGGACCUCAGCAAGACAGACGAGCAGGGGGUCACACUGCUCCACAUAGCUGCAGCGAAUGGCUACAUCCAGGCUGCAGAACUUCUCUUGGAGCAGGGAGCCCGGGUGGAUAUCAGAGACUUCGACGGGUGGCUGCCACUCCAUGCUGCAGCCUGCUGGGGGCAGAUACAGGUGGCUGAGUUGUUGGUUUCCCAUGGAGCCAGUCUGAACGCCAAAACCUACCUGGAUGAGACUCCUAUCGACCUGUGUGAGGACGAGGAGUUGAAAACCAUGCUCCUGGACCUGAAGCACAAGCAUGACAUCAUCAUGAAGUCCCAGCUCACACACAAGACUUCUCUGUGUCGGAGGACCUCCAGUGCAGGCAGCCGGGGGAAGGUGGUGCGCAGGGCCAGUAUCUCCGAUCGCAACAAUCUCUACAGAAAGGAGUACGAGACUGAGGCCAUUGUGUGGCUGGGGGGAAAGAAGCCACCCAGGGAGGGGGAUGAGCAGGAGAGAGAGUCAGAUCAGGAGAACACCGUUCCGAAAGUAAUGCCAGAGAAGACCCCCAAGCCAGCCAAAGAGCAGAAACCUGCUGACAGCACUACGAACGGGAAGAUCUCCUUAUCCAGCACCUCCACACACCCCCCUUGCAAUGGAGACGCCCCCAGGAGCCCCUCGACCCCAGAGCCCCCCAGCUCCCUCACAGACCCCUGGGCUGCCUACAACGAGCGGAGCCACCAGACCCUGGCGGAGCUGAAGAGGCAGAGAGCCGCCACCAAGCUGCUCAGCCACCCGCUGCUCAACGGUCACCUCGCCAACGGGACCAGCCCGGCUGAGUCACGCCUCCCCCUGGUCUCCUCCAACGGGAGCACGGUUUAUUACACAGUGACCAGCGGGGACCCGCCCCUUCUGAGACUCAAGCAGCCAGUGGAGGAGGUCAAUGAGAAGACACAGGGCUGCUGUACCAUUUCGUAGCGGUCAGCUUGCAGGGUAGAGGAUUCCAAGUGAUGUCACACAAGGGGGCGGGGUGGGCAGACAUUCUGUACAGGGUCUGAAGCAAGUCACACUGCAGGUCAUUGUCUGGUCAUUCUCCUUAAAGAACACUGCAGCUUUGAGGAUGGGUAGUUGAUAUGAGCUGAGGUCAAAACACCUAGUGACCACCACAAACCUGCUGUCUGUCACUGGGAUGAUAUGUAGAGUACAGGGAUUCCAUUACUUCAUUCUCAUCUUCAGCGAGGUUUCAAAGCACAAAACAUGCCAAUGAAUUCAAUUAUUCAUAGAGCAGCAGGUCUGAGAAAUCAAAGGAUUUAGAGACACAGAGCUAAAACCAAGCUUCACCUGAUCUGAAUCCCAGCUAGAAGCCAAAUACACAUUUAUUGUCUGUGCUUCAGAAAUUAUGUAUUAAGCAAAAAAUAAUCGUGAUGUGACUGGACACAGCAAUGGCCUGGAAAUGUUAAAUGUUGAAGCCUGGUCUUUAUCUCUUUCAAACAUGCAGGCUGGUGGGCAGGUAGACGGGGAGUAAAGAUCUGAGACACUGGCAGAGAACCUGAGCUGGCACUCUAACCGCUGAACCACGUGUGAAUAUUGUAAAUCUUACUGUACAAAGCUGUAAAUAUGUUAUUCAUUUUUUAUGUAAAUGCUUAAAUUAUCUGUAGUUUACCACAGCUGUCAAUAUUUUCGAUCUAUAUUUGUAUAAAUAUUUUGUAAAUAUAUCUAUAUCUAGUGUUACAGACAGUGUCAGGUCAGUAGUGCAGUUCUGCUUUCAUUCAGAUUAGCUGAAAGCCCCUCUCCUAGCCCUGAAGCACAGAGAGUCAGUGUUAGCAUGCUGCACUAUUGCAAAUAGGUACCGCAGUGCACAGAACUGUAUUUACUCCUGCAUGCUCUAGGCUAAUCCAGUGAGACUUAUUAAAUUACAAUGCUUCUCUUCAUCAAUACUGUUAGAGAUGUGUAAGAGGUGCAGCGUUAUACAGACCCAAUGCUAUCUGCAGAACUGGUCAGCUACCCCCUGCCCAUCAUCAUGCAUGGUCAACUGACUUUACGCCUUCACUAACAAAAGUGAAUUGACCCAUUAAGGGGGCAAGGAUGACCCUGCCAUUUCUCAUGAUAUGCAAGUGUUGAGGUUCUGUUGGAACAGAAGACAAACUGCACUUCAAAGCAGCCAGAGGGCAGUACAUCCUUUAAACUGAGAUGUAAAAGAAAUGACAUGUCUUAAAUGACAUUCUCAAAACGUGGAGCUAGUAAGUUAGAUGGUGUGUUUGGACCUCCUCUUCAUAAAGGUGGUUCAGUUUGUGUUUCAUAAACCACAGACGCAUACCGGCUACCCUCUUUAUUUCAAGAAAUCCGCGCUCCAUUCCAGAACAUUCUGUCAGUUCUAAAGACAAUGCAGAGAACGCUGGAAUUAGGAGAGACAUUCUAGGGCAUCUUAACCAAGCAAGAUCAUGAGGAGGAGCAGCUAUAUUGCAACUGAGUAGUGUAGUACAAAGCACUGGCAGGUUCAUCGUUGGCAGGUAAUUACUGUACAGUGAUUAGUGCAAUGUGUUUUCACCCAGAUUUCAUACCAUGACUGAUGUCAAGGUAUUGUGAGGGUUUCUGCUUCCGGAGGGUGUCUAUCCUGGUACUUGUGCACACCGGUAUGUGAUCGUAUGGGGCUGAUUAAAGUGACAAAGAGGAGUUGGAACUACUGAUUUUGUAAGUACUGGGAAAUGAUGGUUGUAUCAACGGAUUUUAAAUAAAUUGUAUAUUUUGUU
Messenger RNA from Polyodon spathula (Mississippi paddlefish), 3185 nucleotides. It is a transcript of the gene ppp1r16b, whose product is annotated as protein phosphatase 1, regulatory subunit 16B. The record is from RefSeq and is a predicted model, not a curated record. The transcript is spliced from 10 exons. Gene Ontology annotation, molecular function: phosphatase regulator activity; protein binding; enzyme inhibitor activity. Lineage: Eukaryota; Metazoa; Chordata; Actinopteri; Acipenseriformes; Polyodontidae. Bases 1 to 1413 code for a protein of 470 amino acids. Gene Ontology annotation, cellular component: cytoplasm. Gene Ontology annotation, biological process: establishment of endothelial barrier; regulation of sprouting angiogenesis.